GUUGUACGUAUUUUUGACGCAAGAAGAGAUCCAAAAUCCUUUAACGUUGAUGGCCUUUUAAAUAAAAAUAUCUCUUAUUUGAACGAGUAUUUUUAUCAAUUUCGAUUUACACAAGACAAUUUUCAUCUAUUUUAUUGCAUCCUUUGGAAAGCAUAGAAAGUUACAUUUUAAUUAGAACUACAGUGAAACAAAAUGUUCUUCUCCUCUGGGAUGGUACAAGGCGGUCGGUUGUACUCCUGUCCGAGCGAAUCUCAACGACAGAUGCGCGCAAUCAUACGAUUGCUGUCACCUGGACAAUUUAUUACGGGAUAAAUGCUAUGUGAAUGGCAACGAGUAUAGCAUCGGGGAGAUGUUAAGUCUGGAAAACAACAAACAUUGCGACAGAAAUUGUACGUGUACACAGCACAGAGAUACAGUUCCAGCCAUUCCUGCUAUACAUUCACGAUCAGAACUACAUAUAAAAGAUGAGAGACGAUCGCAUUAGACUUUGUGCAAAGUUCGCGAUUUGAUGAUGGCAGGGCUCGGUAAUAAACGGUAUUCGAUCAUCCAAACAUGUGUUCUUCUGAUGUUCUUAAUCGUCGUUCAAGUAACAGGACAAGUUUCCGAAGAGAACGGCGGCGAGAUAAAGUGUCCCGGUCCUCUGAGAUAUUACAAGGCGCUUGGUUGCACUCCUAUUUACGUGAAUCCCAACGACAAUUGCGCGGAAGCGUACGAUUGCAGUCACCUGGACGAUUGGUCACGGGAUAAAUGCUAUGUGAAUGGCCACGAAUACAGUGUGGGAGAGACGUUGAGACCUGAGGAUAGCAAUCCCUGCGACAGGAAUUGCACGUGUACACACUCCAACAAUGAUUCCAAUUUCGCAUGCGAGGAAAGAAAAACUUGCGAUCGUAUAGAAGAAGAGAGUUGUUUGUACAGAAGAGUCCAUGGUCUUUGUUGUGACGAUCCAUUUUGUGAUAUAGGAGAAUCAGAUGCGAUUUGUAAUGUUGACGGCAAAGUAUAUCGGGCCGGACAGUUCUUCCAUCCAAACUCCAAUCCGAAGCUGAUGUGUGUCUGCUUGGAUGGAUACACAGGUGAAAAUAUCGAGCCCUUCUGUCAAGAAAUGAAGCACGAUCCUUGCUCUCCUAUGUUCGCGGACGAUGCUGACAAAGUUCACGACAAAUAUACACCUAUUUGGUUUACGCGUGCAAAUUUUAUUUGUCCAAUACCUUUUUACAGAUACCCGGAAUCAAGCGACGCCAUUAUUCGUAAACACGACAGCACUUCGUUCGUUUCUGAGAAAGAAAACAGAAUGUGCCGGCAUGGUAAUGUUAUGAUGAACAUAGGCGACGAAUUGAGCUUGGACCAACCAUCCAAUCACAUGGUUAAUCAUCCCCUCGUAACAUGCGUGUGCGAAGUGCCUCCAGUUGUGACGUGUAAGAAAGUUAAAGAGCAAGUGUUUCAUUUUGUUAGCGAUCUAUAGAAUUUCCAAACGAAAAAUAAAUAUAUAUGUAUAUAUGCAUAUACGUAUGUAUGUAUGUAUUAUUAUUUUAAUCGCUGAAUCUUUUUUUUUUACUAUCAUUCGUCCAAUAUUCUGUAACGAAUCGCAUUUGAAUAACGCGCAGAUGUUAUAACGUGAAGUAAGAUGCUUUAGUUUAUUAGAAAAUUAGAACGUUCCAAUGGUUUAUUGGAAUGAUUCAUAAAUCGACAUACUUUAUCAAAGGCUUGUGUAUUUGAAUAAAUCAAGGAAGCUGA
Messenger RNA from Bombus pyrosoma, 1731 nucleotides. RefSeq lists its product as uncharacterized. The record is from RefSeq and is a predicted model, not a curated record. The transcript is spliced from 9 exons. NCBI's taxonomy places the organism in Eukaryota, Metazoa, Arthropoda, Insecta, Hymenoptera, Apidae. Bases 509 to 1459 code for a protein of 316 amino acids.